Molecule: messenger RNA, 522 nt
Organism: Schistosoma guineensis
Lineage: Eukaryota; Metazoa; Platyhelminthes; Trematoda; Strigeidida; Schistosomatidae
Source: the annotation of a GenBank genome assembly
AUGAAAAUGCAGAGUAAAUCGUCAUCAUUACAAUCAGAGCAUCUUUCUGGUACUCGCCAUCAACAUCGUAAUCAUUACAUACAUCAUAAACAUGGAGAACACUUUCUUAGAUUACCGUAUUACAUUUUAUUAGUAGCGUUAUUCUUAUCUUUAUACUUUCUAGCAACAUCUCUUAUCAUGGAUGAUAAUUUAUUUGCAAAAAAUCAAUCAGCUAAAGAUUUAGCUCAACAAAUAUUCAAUAUACUUGCAAUAGGAACAAUUCUAAUUGCAAUGAUAAUUGAUGUGAUACAAUUUUUCAUAAUUAAUAAAUAUCAAAAAUUAUGUACAAAAUGUUUAUUUGGUCUCAUAAUUCUAAGUUUUAUUUUAGCAAUGACUGCAGCAACAUUGGCUAAUAUUAAUUCUCAGUUUUAUGAAACCAGAAAAAUACCUCAUCCAUCAACAUGUUUAUUAGCUGGAAGUGCAAUUACUUUCCUAACAUUUUUAAUUGCAAUUGUUCCUUGUCUUGAACGACAAUUAGAUUAA